UUUCCUCCUCAUUUGUAUAAGUAAGAAAACACAAGCGGCAUCAAUUAUUAAGAGGUGAAAAGGCUAUGCAAGAUGAAAAAUCUUCCUUUCUCAUCCUUAAUUGGAUACAAAUGUAUAUUACUAAAAUUGGAAAAAAAUCCAUCUAUACCAUAUUCUGCAUCUUUUCUUCUUGGUAAGAUGAUUGCCAUAUACACUCCUAAUUGCAUUUACAUUUAUUUUUCCCAGAUACAAAUCACAGAUUUGAUUCCAUAUUAACAUAGCAUGCCAUAUAUAUUGGUUUCUAAUGCUAUAAACAUUCAUCAGUCAACUUUUAUUUGUUUCUGACAAAAUUUCCCUUCUCAAAGAUCAGAAAAACUUUUCAGCCUUUUUUUUUUUUUUAAUUCGAUGGAUACUCGGAAUCAUACAAAGACCAAGCUUGGAUACUGCAUAUUUGUCUUUGUAGCUCUCUAUCACAUGUUUAGCCAUGUUCACGUUCAAGUUGAUGGAAGGUCCAUCUCCUCUGUUAGAAACAUGGAGUUGGCUAAGCAUGAAGGAGCAAUAAAAACAAUACAGAGUGAAGACGGUGAUGUAAUUGACUGCGUUGAUAUCUACAAACAACCUGCUUUUAAUCAUCCUCUUCUCAAGAAUCACACCGUACAGAUGAAACCAAGUUCAUAUCCGAGAGGAAUGGAAACAGAACAAUUCGAAUCAGAGCUCCUUCAAGGUUGGCAUAAGAAUGGACAAUGCCCUGAAGGAACGAUCCCCAUUGUUAGAGCACAAAUACACAACUCUACUCGGACUAUGGCAUUUGUUCCUCGAAGGAAAAACCUUGACCAAGUUGCAAGUGAAGCUGUCAGAAAUCAUGAGUACGCUCAAGUUUCUGCUGUUAAUGGUAACUAUUUUGGAGCAAGUGCAAUGCUUAACGUAUGGAAUCCGCCAACAUUUGAUAACGAGUUCAGCUUAGCACAAAUCUGGCUUUUGUCAGGGCCUCAAGAUGAAUUGAACUCUAUGGAGGCUGGAUGGAUCGUUAGCCAAGUCGAUAAACGAACAAAAUUAUUCAUAUACUGGACUAGCGAUGACUAUCAAAGCACCGGUUGCUAUAAUCUUGAUUGUCCUGGAUUUGUGCAAACCGACAAGAAGUUUGGCCUUGGUGGAAAUCUAGAACCUGUUUCCACUUAUGGGGGCAAGCAAUAUGAGAUGAGCAUAACUAUACAUAAGGACAAGCAAAGUGGAAACUGGUGGUUGAGGAUACAGAACGUAGAUUUAGGAUACUGGCCAGGCUCCAUCUUCACAGGGUUAUCUGACAGGGCAGAUUUUAUAACUUGGGGCGGAGAGAUUGUCAAUUCAGAAUUAGAAGGGCGCCACACCUCUACUCAGAUGGGGAGUGGCCAUUUUCCCAGUGAAGACUUUGGAAAAGCAAGUUUUUUCCGAAAUCUUGGGUAUAUUGAUGACUCUGGAGCUGUGAGAGAUCCUGAAAAUCUUGUGCCAUAUGCGUCAAAUCCUUCAUGCUAUGAUUUACAUAUACCAACCAAGAACGACUUCGGAACCCAUUUCUAUUUUGGUGGCCCUGGAUAUUCAGAUAAAUGCCAGUAGAGCCAUUACAAAGCAACAAAAUUUGAUAUUUACUUGCAACUUGCGCGACAAAGAUCUGGUAAUUUAUGAUAGUAUGAUAUUUUCCUUAGAGCCAAAUAAAGAAUGUAAUAAUUUUAAGUAAUAAAUCAAAGGUUGGGUGGAUGUUAUUUAG
Theobroma cacao (cacao) is the source of this 1723-nucleotide messenger RNA. Its product is annotated as protein neprosin-like. Lineage: Eukaryota; Viridiplantae; Streptophyta; Magnoliopsida; Malvales; Malvaceae. The record is from RefSeq and is a predicted model, not a curated record.